GCGUCUACACACCGCACCUUUCUUCUUAGUUCCGAUUCCUCGCGCUGUCCUGCACCGCAAACUUUAGUGUUCUCCGCUUCACCAGAUUCCCUACCCCUCUCGCCGUGGCCGCACACAACUUGAUUGUAUAAAUAUGCGAGUGUGGACAUUCUGCCUCUGAUCGAACUCCCCCACUUUAUUUUUUUGGAGAUCAGAAUUCGGAUUUCGAUUGCUUUAGUGUCGAAGCGAAGAAUCUGUAGAGAAAAUCACUUUCUUUCUCUCUCAGAGAUUCCAUCUUUCUCUCUCCGCUUUUUAAUUUGGACGAUGCCUAUUGCCUUGUUCUUCUUCCCCUUUUCUUUCAAGCCGUCCGUCAAAUAAUUCCUCUCUCUCUCUCUCUCUCUGUGGUGUCCAUCCUUUUCAAGCUCCUUGGUGAUUCCGGCGAAGACUGGACCUAUACAUAGGAGCUUCAUUUCAGUCUUUCAUGGCUCCCUCAGGUGUCAACCAGCUCUCUCACCCUUGCGUUUAUGGGGAGUUUGUUUCUUCAUACGCAGAGAGGAAGUCACGCUUUAUGAAAUGGCUGAGUAAACUUUUCAGGAGCGGGAACAAUCGAGGAGGAACUUCUGGGAAUCGCAAUCAUCAGCUUAUUGGCGACGAAAACAUGGUUUGGCGUGCGCCUUUUAGAUCUGUGGAUGAGCGGUCUAGAACCCAGAAAGAGAAAGAGGAAUUAGACCAUGCAAUUGCGCUCUCUCUGGCUGAAGAUUCAAAGAGACACAGAGGAUAUAGAUGGCAGGACAAAGAUAACGAGCUAGCUAGGUCACUUCAGGAUAUAAAUCCACCAAUAUAUCCUCCACAUGCCCCUCCAGUUCCUCAACAUAAUCCGUAUGCAGUUCCUCAACAUAAUACGUAUGGAACUAGAAUAUGUGGUGGUUGUCAGCAAGAUAUACGUUACGGUAAUUAUUUGGGCUGCAUGGGGACAUUUUUUCAUCCUCAGUGCUUCUGCUGUCGUUCUUGUGGUCGCCCAAUUGUUGAGAAUGAGUUUUCUCUAUCAGGGAGGGAUCCUUAUCAUAAGUCCUGUUUUAAGGAGCUGGCCCAUCCAAAAUGUGAAGUUUGUCAUCAAUUUAUUCCAACGAAUCAAGCUGGUUUGAUCGAGUAUAGAUGCCAUCCAUUUUGGUCACAAAAAUACUGUCCAUCACAUGAACAUGAUAACACAGCUCGUUGCUGUAGUUGUGAACGCUUAGAGUCUUGGGAUGCAAGAUAUAUUUCAGUGGGAGAUGGACGGAGUCUAUGCUUUGAAUGUAUGGAAUCAGCUAUCAUGGAUACUGGUGAUUGUCAGCCAUUGUAUCAUGCCAUCAGAGAUUAUUAUGAAGGAAUGAAUAUGAAAUUAGAUCAGCAAAUUCCCAUGCUUCUGGUUGAAAGACAAGCACUUAACGAAGCUAUUGUCGGGGAGAAGAAUGGCCUCCAUCACAUGCCCGAGACAAGGGGUUUAUGCCUUUCUGAAGAGCAGACAGUCACCAGUAUACUCAAAAGGCCAAGAAUUGGAGGGCAUCAACUUAUCGGAAUGAGAACCCAACCUCAAAAGUUGACUCGAAGAUGUGAAGUUACUGCCAUUCUUGUUCUCUAUAGCCUUCCAAGAUUACUAACAGGUGCUAUUCUUGCUCAUGAGUUGAUGCACGGCUGGUUACGUCUCAAAGGCUACCGUAACCUUAAUCCUGAAGUAGAGGAAGGUAUCUGUCAAGUGCUUUCAUACAUGUGGCUUGAAACAGAAGUAAUGCCAGGAUUCAAAAACAUGCCAUCCACGUCUACAUGUGCAGCUUCUUCUUCCACUUCCUCAUCCUCAUCGAAAAAGGGUGGAAAGUCGAAUGUUGAACAGAAGCUUGGUGAAUUUUUCAUGCAUCAAAUUGCGCAUGAUUCUUCCCCAGCAUAUGGUGGAGGGUUUAGAGCAGCUAAUGCAGCUGUCAAUAAGUAUGGUUUACGUCGUACUCUGGAUCACAUUCGACUCACUGGAAAUUUCCCAUUGUAAUACGAAAACAAAAUGAUCCCUAUUCCUCUGUCUCUUUUAAUAUAAAUUAUUUUGCCAGCCCCAAAAGGAUUGAGCUCAUCAAAGAAGCUCUAGAGUCCUUUGAGGAUAACAUAUCCAAUGCCACUCUUACCAAUAACAAUGCGUAUCUUUAUUUCUUUCUCGUUACA
Messenger RNA from Rosa chinensis, 2166 nucleotides. Its product is annotated as protein DA1-related 2. Gene Ontology annotation, molecular function: ubiquitin binding. The coding region runs from base 461 to 1999 and encodes 512 amino acids. The transcript has 12 exons. NCBI's taxonomy places the organism in Eukaryota, Viridiplantae, Streptophyta, Magnoliopsida, Rosales, Rosaceae. The record is from RefSeq and is a predicted model, not a curated record.